AUGACCUUAUGUCUUAAGAAAAAUAUUAAAGUUAUACGCUCCUCCGAAUUUUUGGACUCCUUCAAUAAUUGCAAACAGAUUUUAACCAAUGCAACUAUCCUACAGUACCCAAACUUUGACGAACCAUUCAUACUGACAACAGACGCAUCGGACGUAGCCCUUGGUGCAGUACUGUCCCAAGGAAAAAUAGGUUCAGACAAACCGGUAGCAUACGCAUCAAGGACACUUUCGGAUACAGAAGCGAAAUACUCGACAAUAGAAAAGGAGCUCUUAGCCAUCGUCUGGGCAGUGAAAUACUUUAGGCCUUAUCUUUAUGGACGAAAAUUUGUCAUAUAUACCGACCAUAGACCCCUGACAUGGCUAAUGUCACUAAAAGACCCUAAUUCUAAAUUAACUAGGUGGCGGCUUAAACUCGCUGAAUAUGACUACACGGUUGUUUAUAAAAAAGGACGGCAAAAUACCAACGCAGACGCUCUAUCCAGAGUCAAAAUUUAUCAUAAGAGCAUCGAUUCACUAGCAGUCAAUUUAGAUGACAAUUUUGACGGCGACAUCAUAAAUAGAAUUUUCGAAAACGUACGACAAGAGAUAGAUACGGAGACAGAAGGAAUACAACAGCCCGUGGAUAAUAAUGACGACAACAGCAAUAUCAACGAUAAUAACGUGACAGUUAGACCCAACGUACAACCCCCUCUAACAGACACAGAAUCCGAUAGUAUGAGUAUCGUUACACGCAAUCCCGAUCACUUAGUGUCGACAAUCUGGAAGAUAUACAAUUGGAAUAAGCGAUCGAGUAAAGCAAGUCGCGAGGACGCUCCUGGAAGCUGCAGAACCAGCUUCCAACUUAAGGAGGGAAGAGUUAACGUGUCGUAA
Parnassius mnemosyne (clouded apollo) is the source of this 870-nucleotide messenger RNA. The record is from the annotation of a GenBank genome assembly. Lineage: Eukaryota; Metazoa; Arthropoda; Insecta; Lepidoptera; Papilionidae.